GCAGAGUAAAAAAAACUCCAUUAAAGAUAGACUUUUUAGAGAGAGAGAGAGAGAGAGAGAGAGAGAUAGAGAGAAAGGUUCAGGGUUCAGUUUCUCUUUUGUAGAGGAGGGGGCUGAUUAAAAUGAUGGGCGAAGAAGAGAAAACAAUAGAAGAAGAAUUCUCAUACCCAAUAUUACUAGCAGAAAGAAUUCGUAAAUCAGUAGAAGAAACAGAAUCAUUCAACGUUGAGUGUGCAGAAGUAGGUAAACAUAUUGAUCGAUUAUCUCAAAUGUUACGUUCCGUAAUUAGAUUAUCAACAAAUACUACUAAUAUUAAUCAAUCUUCUUAUUCAUUCUAUGAACGUCCAAUUCGUCGUAUAAUAUCAGAAAUAUCAAGGAAUUUAGAAAGAACAUUAACCCUCGUACGUAAAUGUAAAAGGAAUGGUUUAUUUCAUUUCGUUACAUUUACAAUAACAUCAGCAGCUGAUUUCCGCAAGGUUUUUAAUUUGUUAGAUUCUUCAAUUGGUGAUUUAAGAUGGUUAUUGAGUGUUUAUGAUUUCAAUUCAAUUGAUUCCACUGGUAUUGUUCUUUCAUUACCUCCUAUUGCUAGUAAUGAUCCUAUUUUAUCAUGGGUUUGGUCUUAUAUUGCCGCUUUACAUAUGGGGGGUGUAUCUGAUCGUGUCGAAGCUGCAAAUGAACUUGCUAGUUUAGCUAAUGAUCAUGAUCGGAAUAAGAAGAUUAUUGUUGAAGAAGGAGGUAUACCUCCGUUACUUAAGUUAUUGAAAGAAGGUGCUUCACCUGAUUCACAGAUUGCUGCCUCUAAUGCCUUAGCUAAUUUGGGGACGGAUCAAGAAAAGGUUAGAAUUAUUGUGUCGGAACAUGGUGCACAAAUCAUUGUUCAAGUGCUUAAUGAUUCUACCAUGAGAGUUCAGAUUGGUGUUGCUAAAUUGGUUUCAAGAAUGGCAAAGAAUGAUCCUGCUGCUCAAGAGGAAUUCGCUAGAGAAAAAAUUAUUAGGCCACUUGUUUCUUUGCUUUCUUUCGAUACCUUUGUGGAUGAACCCAAGUCUUUUCCUGGAAAACCUACUAGCUUUCAUUCUUUGGUCAGGAUUAACAAGGAGUUACAAGGAGGAGAAGGAGGAGGGAAUGUGGGCGGUCAACAGAAUCAUUACUCGCAUUCGAGUUCAUCGUCUUCUUUACAUUCAGAGGGUAGUAGUGGCCGUAGCGGGCAUGGUAAAAAAGAAAGGGAGAAUGAAAAACCUGAAGUGAAACAUAAGCUUAAGAUUAACUGUGCUGAAGCACUAUGGAUGCUAUCGAAAGAGAGUGUUUCAAACAGUAGAAGAAUUACAGAGACAAAAGGACUGCUUUGCUUGGCAAAAAUUAUCGAGAAAGAAACAGGGGAUUUACAGCUGAAUUGCCUCAUGACAAUAAUGGAGAUUACUGCAGCGGCGGAAUUGAAUGCAGACCUAAGACGGGCAGCUUUCAAGACCAAUUCCCCAGCUGCAAAGGCUGUUGUAGAGCAGCUUCUGAGAUUAGUGCAAGAGGAAAGUAGUCCAUCACUGCAAGUUGCUGCUAUUAAAUCUAUUGGAUCGUUGGCUCGAACCUUCCCUGCUAGAGAGACUCGAAUUAUUAAUCCCAUCGUGCUUCAGCUUGGUAACAAGAACCCGAAUGUGGCAACAGAAGCCUCUGUUGCCUUGGGCAAGUUUGCCUGCCCAGAGAAUUUUCUUUGUGUGGAGCAUUCUAAGGCGAUUAUCGAGUAUGAUGGUGUCACACCUUUGUUGAGAUUACUUAGGGCCAGCGAUCGGGCACAGCUGCAUGGGUUAAUUCUCCUCUGUUACUUGGCAUUGCAUGUUGGUAAUAGUGAAGGCCUGGAGAGGGCAAGGGCAGCUCUUGAGGGCGCAGCUCGGUCUUCUUUAAUUCAACACCCUUCUUUGAGAGAUUUGAUUCCCAAGGCCAUUUCACACCUUGGGCUGUACCAGGAUGGACUUCAUUCUUUCAGGCAAUCUUACUCCACUUGAAUUUGGCAAGGUGAGUAGAAGAGCCUUCAGUUGGUUAUAGAUUUCUGAGUACAAGAAACAAAUGGUAGAAGAUUGUUUGUCAAGAAACAAUGUAUCAUGGUAAUGUAGAUAUUGAAUUGGUGGACAGUGUACUUACUUAUCAUCAUCACCUUAUAUUUCGAUGGCUUGGUUGGAAAAUAUCCGAUAGAAUACAACCUUUAUGUUUAUAUUGUUCACCUUUUCUAUUAAACGAAAUUGCUUCGCCUUGUAUUUUCAUGCCUUUAUUGCAAGUACUUUUUUUUAAUUGUUUUAUUGCUAGUGCUCGAUGAUUUUACUAUGACAA
Messenger RNA from Papaver somniferum (opium poppy), 2316 nucleotides. RefSeq lists its product as uncharacterized. NCBI's taxonomy places the organism in Eukaryota, Viridiplantae, Streptophyta, Magnoliopsida, Ranunculales, Papaveraceae. The transcript has a single exon. Gene Ontology annotation, molecular function: protein binding. The record is from RefSeq and is a predicted model, not a curated record. Bases 123 to 1994 code for a protein of 623 amino acids.